Messenger RNA from Arvicanthis niloticus (Nile rat), 3278 nucleotides. It is a transcript of the gene Cul4b, whose product is annotated as cullin 4B. Gene Ontology annotation, biological process: ubiquitin-dependent protein catabolic process. The record is from RefSeq and is a predicted model, not a curated record. NCBI's taxonomy places the organism in Eukaryota, Metazoa, Chordata, Mammalia, Rodentia, Muridae. Gene Ontology annotation, molecular function: ubiquitin protein ligase binding. Gene Ontology annotation, cellular component: cullin-RING ubiquitin ligase complex.
AUGUCACGUUCAACUAGGUCUAGAGAAAGAAGAGAGAAUGACGCCAACUCAGAAGAUAACAGUUCAGAAACCUCCAAUCAAGAGCGCCGAAGGUGUCGCCAAGGCCCGCCCCGCCCUCCCUAUCCACCUCUUUUACCCCCCGUGUUCCCUCCCCCAGCCCCCCCACCUCAAGUCCGGCGGACCCGGGGGCUUCAGGAUCUGGGAGCUAUGAAAAGUGUCUGCCCAGGUACUUCCGGUUUUUCUUCCCCCAAUCCCUCUGCUGCUUCUGCUGCUGCUCAGGAGGUCAGAUCUGCCACUGAUGGUAAUACCAGCACCACUCCGCCCACCUCUGCCAAGAAGAGAAAGUUAAACAGCAGCAGCAGUAGCAGCAGUAACAGUAGUAACGAGAGAGAAGACUUUGAUUCCACCUCUUCCUCUUCCACCCCUCCACAACCCAGAGAUUCAGCAUCCCCUUCAACCUCGUCCUUCUGCCUCGGGGUUCCAGUGGCCAGUUCCAGCCACGUACCUAUACAGAAGAAGCUGCGUUUUGAAGACACCCUGGAGUUGGUAGGGUUUGAUACGAAAAUGGCUGAGGAAUCUUCAUCUUCAUCAUCGCCAACUGCUGCAACCUCACAGCAGCAGCAGCAACUUAAAACUAAGAGUAUGUUAAUUUCUUCUGUGGCAUCAGUGCACCAUGCAAACGGCCUGGCUAAAUCUUCUACCACCACGGUCUCUAGCUUUGCUAACAGCAAGCCUGGCUCAGCUAAGAAGUUAGUGAUCAAGAACUUUAAAGAUAAGCCUAAAUUACCAGAAAACUAUACAGAUGAGACAUGGCAAAAGCUAAAAGAAGCAGUGGAAGCCAUUCAGAAUAGUACUUCAAUUAAGUACAAUUUAGAAGAACUCUACCAGGCUGUAGAAAAUCUUUGUUCUUACAAGAUAUCUGCGAAUUUAUAUAAGCAGCUGAGGCAGAUCUGUGAAGAUCACAUCAAAGCACAGAUUCAUCAGUUCAGAGAGGAUUCAUUGGAUAGUGUUCUUUUUCUAAAAAAGAUCGAUAGAUGCUGGCAAAAUCAUUGUAGGCAAAUGAUAAUGAUCAGGAGCAUUUUUUUGUUUCUGGAUAGAACUUAUGUUCUUCAGAAUUCAAUGCUACCCUCCAUUUGGGACAUGGGAUUAGAGUUAUUUAGGGCUCAUAUUAUAAGUGACCAAAAAGUCCAGACAAAAACAAUUGAUGGCAUCCUUCUCUUGAUUGAGAGAGAGCGGAAUGGUGAAGCAAUUGAUAGAAGUUUACUUCGAAGCCUUUUAAGUAUGCUAUCUGAUUUGCAGAUUUACCAAGACUCUUUUGAACAACGAUUUUUGCAAGAAACUAAUCGGCUUUAUGCAGCUGAAGGUCAGAAGUUAAUGCAAGAAAGAGAGGUUCCUGAGUAUCUUCAUCAUGUUAAUAAACGCCUAGAAGAAGAAGCAGACAGACUUAUUACUUACUUAGAUCAGACCACCCAGAAGUCACUAAUUGCUUCUGUUGAAAAACAACUUCUAGGUGAACACUUAACAGCAAUUCUUCAGAAAGGUUUAAAUAGCCUCCUUGAUGAAAACCGAAUUCAAGAUUUGUGUCUCCUGUAUCAGCUUUUCAGUAGAGUUCGGGGUGGAGUUCAGGUUCUCUUACAGCAGUGGAUUGAGUAUAUCAAGGCUUUUGGAAGUACCAUUGUUAUUAAUCCUGAAAAGGAUAAAACUAUGGUUCAAGAAUUAUUGGACUUUAAAGAUAAAGUUGACUAUAUAAUUGAUACCUGCUUUCUGAAAAAUGAAAAAUUUAUCAAUGCCAUGAAAGAAGCAUUUGAAACAUUCAUUAAUAAAAGACCAAAUAAGCCAGCUGAACUGAUAGCUAAGUAUGUGGAUUCAAAACUUCGUGCAGGUAACAAAGAAGCUACAGAUGAAGAGCUUGAGAAAAUGUUGGAUAAGAUAAUGAUUAUAUUUAGAUUUAUCUAUGGCAAAGAUGUUUUUGAGGCAUUCUAUAAGAAAGAUUUAGCCAAACGCCUAUUAGUUGGCAAGAGUGCAUCAGUAGAUGCUGAAAAAUCAAUGCUGUCCAAACUGAAACAUGAAUGUGGAGCUGCUUUUACCAGCAAGCUUGAAGGAAUGUUUAAAGACAUGGAGCUUUCUAAAGACAUCAUGAUUCAGUUCAAACAGUAUAUGCAGAACCAGAAUGUACCUGGCAAUAUUGAAUUAACUGUAAAUAUCCUGACAAUGGGUUACUGGCCAACAUACGUGCCUAUGGAAGUCCAUUUGCCACCAGAGAUGGUAAAGCUUCAGGAAAUUUUCAAGACAUUUUACUUAGGCAAGCACAGUGGCAGGAAACUCCAGUGGCAGUCAACCUUGGGACACUGUGUGCUAAAAGCUGAAUUUAAAGAGGGCAAAAAAGAACUUCAGGUCUCUCUUUUUCAAACCCUGGUGCUGCUAAUGUUUAAUGAAGGAGAGGAGUUCAGUUUAGAAGAGAUCAAGCAAGCUACUGGGAUAGAGGAUGGAGAAUUAAGAAGAACGCUGCAAUCACUAGCUUGUGGCAAAGCUAGAGUUCUGGCUAAAAAUCCAAAGGGCAAAGAUAUCGAAGAUGGUGACAAAUUUAUUUGUAAUGACGAUUUCAAACACAAACUAUUCAGGAUAAAGAUCAAUCAAAUCCAGAUGAAAGAAACGGUUGAAGAACAAGCAAGCACUACAGAAAGAGUAUUUCAAGAUAGACAGUACCAAAUUGAUGCUGCGAUUGUCCGAAUUAUGAAGAUGAGAAAAACACUUAGCCACAAUCUUCUUGUUUCAGAAGUCUACAAUCAGCUAAAAUUUCCAGUAAAACCUGCUGAUCUUAAGAAGAGAAUAGAAUCCCUAAUUGACCGGGACUACAUGGAAAGAGAUAAAGAAAACCCAAAUCAGUACAACUAUAUUGCAUAGAAUGUUGGCCUUGGAACAUUUGUUGUCAUAAUGCCAUAGCCAAUGCAUAAACUAACUUGUUGAAUCUCAUGUUAUUUGACUUCUUUUAUACUUCCGAUGACCAAAUGAAGCAGUGUAAUGGGAAUAGUUGCGUGGACUUUUCUCAGUGGUUAACAUACCCAUUUUAAAGAGUAAUACUUAACCUUUAAGAAGAAUGUUGUUGAACUCUAUGCAUGUUAUUUAGUAUGAUGUGCAGAAAGUACCUGGGUCUUCAUGAUUCCUUUUGGAACUGGGGAAGAGAUCCCUAUGGCCAUUUAAAAGGGGAGGGUGAUUCUUACACAUCAUCAAUAAAGCAAAAGGUUUAUUUGCCUAAAAGUCAUUUAAAGAUACUUAAA